CGUGUAGAAUGAAGUGGUUUCCAUCUUUAUACAAAGACGAAUUGCGUCACAGCUUGCUAAUGCUAGCUGACCCGGAAAUGUUGAGCCUGGACUUAGAACUUUUGAAUUAAGGAGGGUUGAUUACAAACAUUUGCCCCUCUCCCCCGUUCAUCAAUCACCAUGAACUAUUUUGGAGACGAAGACAACACUUUUCCAGUGGACGCCUGCUUGUUCGCGGAUACAUUUUCUCAAGACACUGUUUAUAAGUUAAUGGGCCAAGAUGUGACGAUCAAACAGUAUUUUGGUGCAAACCUCGGCGUGGCUGCUCCAGUGUGGGAAGCAGCGUUACAAUUGUGUCGAUACUUCGAGGAGCAUCAUAUGGAGUGGAGUGGGAAACGUGUCAUCGAGCUGGGAGCGGGGACUGGUGUUGUUGGGAUUGGGGCUGCUCGUCUAGGUGCAGACGUGACCCUCACAGACCUUCCAGUGACUCUUCCGUCGCUGGAAGCCAACAUCUGUGCCAACAUGCCAUCCAGUGGUUGGCCUUCUUGCCCUCCAGCUGUCCUCCCUCUAUCCUGGGGUGAGGACCACAAGAAGUUCUCCUCAGACUGGGACCUGGUGCUGGGCGCAGAUAUCAUUUACCUUCCAGAGACGUAUCCACUGUUAAUGGAGACGUUGGUUCAUCUGUGCAAGAGUAAAGCAGAGCUUUAUCUUUCAUCCAAGAUGCGAAAAGAGCACGAGGCUCCGAGGUUCUUUGAAGAACUUCUGCCAUUGAGGUUUAAUGCACAACUUGUGCACCGUGAUGACAAUCAGAACAUUAAUAUUUAUAGAGCAUCUCUAAAAAAGACCAGUAGUUGAAGGAAUCAGUUUCACGUCUUAUUAUGUGUUUAUGUUUCUUAUGUUCUUAUUCUUUCAUUUGUUUUAUUUCUUUUCUUGGGAGAAUGAACAGAAUAAGAUUUUCAUUGCAUGGUAUAACUGCUGUUUUACUAUGCACAUGAUUGGUUUUAUUCAAGGUUUUUGUCUUUCCCGAACCUUUUGAAAUCAAUUUUAACAGAAGAAAAAGCAUUUUGACAUUCUAUUGAGUGUUAAUGUUUACAUCGGGCCAAUUCUACUGCAUGAGACGCGCCCACGGCUUCAGUUUAAAACUGGGGAGCAACGUACUUUUUUGCAGCAGAUUCCUAAAAACAGCAGGGCAUUCCUAUCAUACAAAUCAUCUUUGUCUCGCUUCUGUUUUACUUUUACAUUUCAAUUUAAAAUAUGACAGAGCCGCCGUGCAUUGACACUUUAUACCAAAUAAGAAUAAUUAAUAGUGAAGGAAAAACCUGCCCCUCCACCACCCAGCUUUCUGAAAAUGUGGUUGCUAGAAUUAUUUAGUUGAAUAGCCGCGGUUUACAUGACCCACUUGACAAUCAAUGAAAAUAGAUCAAGAUCAAGAGUUUUUAUUGUCAUAUGCAUAGUAAAACAGGCAGUUAUACUAUGCAAUGAAAUUCUAUUAAUAAUCUUCAUGAUGAAGGCCAUUAUUGUAGUUGUAUCACUACAUAUUUAUUAAUUAUAAUAUAAUUGUGAUAUGAUUAGGGAUGGGUAUUGGACUAAGUGCUUUUGAUUUACUAUUAUACUACUUACUUAUUUUUGGAGAGAAUGUCUGAAUAUCUGUGAGUGUUCUGAACACCUGUUUCCAAGCUAAUGUCUUAUUGAGCUGCCUGGAGGAGUUGUGCUGUCGGUAUGCUCUUCCUCAGACCACAAACUAGUUGAGAUUGAAUGAACAGUGCCUCUGCUGGCUGCAGCCAAAUAGUGCAUUCCAUUUUUCCUCAAUCGCUUCAACGGGAUCAAUUCCACACAGAUUUAUUACACCCAUGCUUAAUUAAGAUGCCUGUUUCAGUCUCAAUGUAGAGCUUUUUUAUGACAGAUUUAUAAAAUAUUGUGGUACUGUACUUGUUGUAGAUGUUUAAAAAAAAGCAUUUUUUGCACCUCUUUUCAUUUUCUUUGCAUGUAAAAAUGCAAUUGCAUGCCCGGAAGUGACAGAAAUGACAACUUCUAUUAAAUAAAAAUCAAGCAAUUAUGACAAUAAUGUAUAUAUAUUGAUGAAUGUUUGUCUU
Dunckerocampus dactyliophorus (ringed pipefish) is the source of this 2072-nucleotide messenger RNA. Its product is annotated as EEF1A lysine methyltransferase 3-like. Gene Ontology annotation, cellular component: cytosol; cytoplasm. The transcript has 3 exons. Gene Ontology annotation, biological process: peptidyl-lysine methylation. Lineage: Eukaryota; Metazoa; Chordata; Actinopteri; Syngnathiformes; Syngnathidae. Bases 160 to 834 code for a protein of 224 amino acids. The record is from RefSeq and is a predicted model, not a curated record. Gene Ontology annotation, molecular function: protein-lysine N-methyltransferase activity.